AUGCUUGAUGUGCCACACACCCGGCCUCUCAUCUUGGCCUCUCGCGCUUCAUUAUCUGAGCUUCAGCCUGCUGUUAGUCAGACAGCAGGGCCAUGGCCGAAAAUUAACCACGGCCACGAGCCGACGAUCAGGAGGGAUAGCCACACCAGGGAGAUCGACCUCACCAACAGGGACCCCAAGCAAAUCAACGAGGAUGUGCUCAAGGUCCACUUUGAAGAUGUGAUCGCAGAGCCUGCUGCCACACACAGUCUGGAUGGGGUGUGGAAAGCCAGCUACACCACCUUCACAGUGUCAAAGAACUGGUGUUAUUUGGGCCUGACUGCCAUCUUUGGCAUCCCUUUGUCACUGCUUUGGGGCUUGCUGUUUGCCUGUCUGUCCUUCUGGCACAUCUGGGCUGUUGUGCCCGCCACCAGGAGCUGUCUGAUUGAGUUCCAGUGUCUGAGGCAACCCUACCUGCUUGUCAUACGCGCCUUUGUUCACCCGCUCUUCGAGGCAGUGGGGAAGAUGUACAGCGGUGUGAGGGUGGUUCUGCGCAAGGAGGUGUAGGUGCUGCACAGCUGCUUUAUUCAGGCAUAAAGACCAGUUCCUGGACAUUUCACUGACUUUUUGAGGAUCCAUGAAACAUCAGGCAAAGCAAACAAACAAAAGGUGCUCAUUUUGGUGUG
Molecule: messenger RNA, 665 nt
Organism: Chelmon rostratus (copperband butterflyfish)
Lineage: Eukaryota; Metazoa; Chordata; Actinopteri; Chaetodontiformes; Chaetodontidae
Product: caveolin-3-like
Exons: 3
Coding region: 1-546 (181 amino acids)
Biological process (GO): caveola assembly; regulation of membrane potential
Cellular component (GO): caveola
Molecular function (GO): transmembrane transporter binding; connexin binding; molecular adaptor activity
Source: RefSeq, a predicted model, not a curated record